Fimicolochytrium jonesii is the source of this 1860-nucleotide messenger RNA. RefSeq lists its product as uncharacterized. Bases 131 to 1717 code for a protein of 528 amino acids. Lineage: Eukaryota; Fungi; Chytridiomycota; Chytridiomycetes; Spizellomycetales; Powellomycetaceae. The transcript has a single exon. The record is from RefSeq and is a predicted model, not a curated record.
CGAAAAGGCGAACAGUUCGAAAGACUCGCGGAGUCGCUGUGCUUAGCUGUGCUUCGACUUCGCCGUUGGCACUUCUUCAAUUAGCCCUUAGUUAUGCAUAGUAGAAAGACAGAGGAAGGGACUUUUGGCCAUGUCACUGUAUAGCUCGUCAGCACCACUCACUCAGCCCGUCUCGGGAGCCUCAUCUUCAUCGUGGGGUCCUUACACCGGGUUCCACUUUGAUGCUGACACCGACUCGCCCUAUGUUCCCGUCCAAGAUGACUCGGACACCUCUGAUUUCGACGAAGAGGGGCUUAGCGUCGCUCAAGACACGGACAGAGAGGGCAUGAUGGAAGGGGUGCAGUUCGGGACGGGAUACAAUUCCGGAUAUUCGACUCCGUCUCGCAGUGGUUAUGGAGAUGCAACUCCGGUACCGUCGCCGUCACUUGGACCGGCAAGUCCACGGAUGCUCGCAAGUCGCUUGAGUGAGAAUUCUGAGCUGGCACACAUCCCACUCCACGUGCGCGAGGCAAUCCGGCACAAGUACAUCACUCGGCAUCCUCAGACAUGGCUGAACGAUUUGCGCGCCGUCGUGAUGGGUGUGGCAAACUCUGCGUUUGACGAUACGGCGCGGAUAGCAAUUGGCGAACCUUUCGAGGACGAGAAGUUUCAAGCGCUGUUGCAGAGGCGUGGAAUGUGGCCCACAGUUUAUGAGAGGGUCCCGCUUUGUGCACGGUAUACGGAGGCGCCUGAUGAGGAGUGGGAGGACCUUGGACCUGAAGGCGAGGUGAAUCUGAACUGGCCUGCGCCAGAGCUGGCAGGGGACGGAGCAGGGAACAGCGAGAUUGUAGAGAACGAGGCUGCGGAGAGCUUACGCGUGGAACUAGGAGUCCUUGCUAAGCAAGUCUGGACAAGCGAGCGCAUCUUGAGGGAGGAAAUCUCGGAGCCUCAGGAUGAAAGCCGGUUACCAAGCAGCUAUAGCUUUUACCACCAACCAACCGCUGUUGAGAAAAGGGCCAUGGUCAACGAAGCACAUGCGACUGUCGACCGCUUGCUUCAUGCCAUACAAAGCAUACGACACAACAGCCUGCCGGACGGGAAGCUGGUAACCAAAGCACAUCGUAAGGCCCGUAGGGAUCGAAUCCCCGGCUCCCAACUCAGUGGGCUUCUCAUGGACUGGGAGUCGAUGUUGAAUGCCGCACGGUUAGCAGGAGUACCGAACAGCGUGUUGAGCUCCGCAAGGGCGAGGUUGCAAAUAUUGCUACCGACCAGUCAGCGCAGAAUGGAUGAUCCCCUGGAACGACAUCAAAGACAUGCGGCGGAACCUUUGCCAAAGCCACGCGUUGGAACGAAGGGCCGAGGCGGAGGUGGACCCAGACUUACACCCGUACAAGAGAAGGGGAGCCUUGAAGGGACUGGCAAGGCGACUGAUGCAGGCAUUGGGAAGACCGGACUAGACACCAAGGCGGCUAACCACGCUGCGAAAGGCGAUGCUGAAGGGUGGGCAACGGAAGAUGAGGGAGAGGCAGAGGGGACCGCUGCCGGCAUUUCUCAGGAUCAAGAUAUGGCCAAUCCAGCAGGCGCUAAGCCGACGUCAACUCCGAACCCACAAACGCCUCCUCGUCGAUCGAAACGCAGGAGGGAUUCCGAGGCGAUGGAAAUUGACGAUCAAGAGGGACAUGUAGAAAGUGGUGGGGCUGGAGGCGCGAGGCGGCGGAAACGAGUUCGGGCGGCGUGAUCAUUUCAGCUGGCAUUUGAACGUGACGAUAUCAUGAGCCUAAAUGGAUGCGAGGCAUCAGCGAAUUGAGGAUGGCAGCGAGCGGGCGUACCAUAUUUUACAUCAUAUAUAUCUGCAAUAUCAUCUUAUUUUUGGUACCGUUG